AUGCCAUUUGGGAUCUUUACUGGUGUGAAUAAUUUUGGCCAAAGCAUAUGCUUUGCUGGUGCCUUAAUGUGUCAAGAAACUAUUGAUUGUUUUGCAUGGAUAUUUAAAUCAUUUCUUAAGAUGAUUAAUAAUCACUUACCAAAAGCAAUACUUACUGAUACAAUUUCUAAUGCUAUACAAAUUACUUUUGACCAUAAUACUAAACAUGUAUUAUCUUUUUAUAAAUGCAUAAAAGAAUAUGAUAUUGAAAAUUUUAUAGUUAAAUGGGAAGAGUUUAAAAUAAAUUUUCUGAAUGCUAAAGCAUACUUAGAUAGAAUAGAUAAAGUCAAGGAAAAAUGGAUACCUUGUUUUAAUAGAGAUACAUUCUUAGCAGAUAUGACAAGUACACAACAUGAAGAGUCUAUAGAAGCCUUUGAAUCUGUAUUAGAGUAG
Funneliformis caledonium is the source of this 432-nucleotide messenger RNA. NCBI's taxonomy places the organism in Eukaryota, Fungi, Glomeromycota, Glomeromycetes, Glomerales, Glomeraceae. The record is from the annotation of a GenBank genome assembly.